Molecule: messenger RNA, 1281 nt
Organism: Drosophila willistoni
Lineage: Eukaryota; Metazoa; Arthropoda; Insecta; Diptera; Drosophilidae
Exons: 2
Coding region: 254-1096 (280 amino acids)
Source: RefSeq, a predicted model, not a curated record
GAAUGCCUGGGAUUUGGCUGAAAUUCGACAUGCCUUGUUUGCACAGCAUUUGAAUCAGUCGACAUCGUGAGCUUGUAACAGUUCUAAAAAUAUAUAUAUUGUUCAGUGAGCUCCCGAAAAAAUCUCAAAAAAAUGCUUAAAAUAAUCAUAGAGAGAAAAUGUGGAAAGGUUUGUAAUCGUAAGGACAUAGUAAGUAAGCGUAUGACCAAGUGUCCUUUUUUUUUUUCUUUCGGAGUAGCCAGUGGAGUUCUGAAUGGCCUCUUAUUCGACUAUUUAUGACCUGAAAAAAAAGAUCGAGGAUCUACUAUCUACGUCUGAGGGGCAAUGUGUCCUAAUAUCCUCGAAAGGCAAGGUAUUAGAUGGCGAUCUUAUUUUUGAGGCAGCAGGUCUGGAGAACUGUGAUCCCAAGAAGAAACAAACGAUAACAUGUUUUCAAGGAGCUCAAAAAAUUGGAUCAUUAAUUGGUGAGUUUGGAAUUGAGACUGACUCCUCAGAAAAUUGCCUGGGUGUCGAUUGUGGUAACGAAUCAUUUGAAAGUGUAGAGACGUGUCCAGACAGCCAAGAAGUGUCACUAAACAAAAGCGGUAAGAGUUCAGAGAAUAUUUUGGAGUCGUUACAGGAUGCUUGCGGUAUUGCGGUUAAAUGUGAUAUGAAGCCCAGAGCUCCAUCAUCUGAAUUGGAUAAUGAAAUCACACUGCAGCAGGAAAAUGGAACGCCAGCUUUUGUAAGAAUUUUGCCCGAGAACAGGCAAUUUAUCAUCGUGGUUUUAUCCGAUUGCAAAGAAAGAAAUUAUUGCAAUUUGAUGAAUAUUUUUUUUCCACGCUUUGGGCUCUAUAGGAACGUGCGCUGCCUUAAGUUCAAUCCUGAAACUCCAGUCAUGGAAUUUGGUGGUAGGCUCUAUAUUGCAGCUGCCAAUGAUAAUACUAUGGAUUGGGUUUCGGAAACUCUCUGCUCAAUCAAAGGAUACCAGGCGGUUGAUCUUAUAACAUAUUUGCGCCUAUCACGAGCCAAAGUUGUUUGGCCAAACGUGCAGCUGUGUUUGGUUGAUGUGUUGAAGCUCCUUGACAAACAGAGCAAAGGCCUUAAAACUGAAUAAUGGGCCGUCGUUAGUGAAAAUAUAUUGGAUCCAUGUUCAGAAGAAAAUAUCACAAACAUCUGUCUAAAUCAUGAAGUUAUACUAUGGAUAGACUCUGUUAGUGUAGAAUUCAUAAAGAGCAAGUGCUAUCAACUGCACUACCAUUUCUGGAAGAUCACAUUUGAAUUCUGUUCAUAGAUGUCGCG